This is a messenger RNA of Aspergillus ibericus CBS 121593, 470 nucleotides long. RefSeq lists its product as uncharacterized. Bases 157 to 423 code for a protein of 88 amino acids. The transcript has a single exon. The record is from RefSeq and is a predicted model, not a curated record. Lineage: Eukaryota; Fungi; Ascomycota; Eurotiomycetes; Eurotiales; Aspergillaceae.
AACCACCGGAGUUGAGCGUCCUCUGCUGCUUUGAGCAGAAACCCCCGGGUUUUGGACACGAACACGGGCUGUGCUUGGAUACGUUGCGGUCUCCCUUUGAAACAUCUCCCUUCUCGCACCCGUCCUUACUUUCGUCUUGUGCUCGUCCGUGUCCGCAUGCUAGAGGCCUUGAUGGUAGAAGCGUGUCUGAUUCGGGUUUCUUUAACCCUUAUAAUCCUUCCGUGCUGUGUUGCUGCUGACCAGUCGUUUGAUCUUUACUACCGUUUCUUGUGCCCGUUUCUUGUGCACUGUUUUCCGACGUUCUCGUCAUUUUGUCGCGAGGCUUUUUCUUUUCCUACACCUUGUUUCCCCGGGGUGGUGAGCACAUGGACUAAUACUCUAUCUGAUUUUAAUGACGUAUGUGGACAUGGGUUAGGAAUGUAAAUACGGGAGACAAACAAAAAUAUCAUACAAUAUACAUUAAAAUAUCU